AUGAUUGCAAAUCUUGCUUCUUUGCUGUUGGUCAGCAGUCUCGGCCUGGUAGAUGCAUUCUCCAUGCCGGAGGCGGCAUCUUCCUUCACCUCUCUACUUGCAUCUUCCCUCAACAAUGCUAUACCCAACACACUUGUUGCCCGUAAGGGUGGCUCAGGUGGCUGUCCAGCAAUCUGGACUACCAUCUCUUCUGAUCUUACUGCGUCUUUCCUGGGCUCUGAUGGCCAAUGCACUGACCUUGCGAGAGCUGCUAUCAGAUUUGCAUUCCACGAUGCUGGUGGUGCAGAUGGUUCUCUUCUCCUCAACUCCGACGAGAUCAACAGACCCGAGAACGGAGGUUUAGGUGACUACCAACAAUGGUUGAUGACAAAGUACAAUUCCUACAACCAAAAGGCACCCGUUGGUGCCGCAGAUCUCAUUCAAUUUGCCGGUGCUCACGCCGUUAUCACGUGCCCCGGCGNNGGCUCUCAGAUCAAGACCGUCGUUGGUAGAACAGACGAUUCCCGGGAAGCUCCUGAUGGCUUCCUCCCGGCUGGAUUUGGUCCCAACUCGUCCCACGAUGUCCUGUACCAACUUUUCCUCGACAAGGGCUUCAGUGCUAGGGAUCUAGCAGCUUUGAUAGGUGCACACUCCACCAGCAAAGCAUUCACUCAACAAGCCAAUGGAAUUCCUUACGGUGGCCAGCAAGACUCAACACCUGCUGGUGUAUACCGCUUCCAGGCCGACAUCAACCUUUCCAACGCAUCAACAACUGUUGGCAAGCAAUUCCAGGGCUUCGUCGGUAACCAGGGCAAGUGGACAAGCUCUUUCGCUGAUGCCAUGGCCCGCUUGAGUGUGUUGGGCAUUCCUGCUUCGGUGCAAGCCAACUUCAUUGACUGCACAAACGCACUGCCCAGGGGCACGUCUGNNCGAAGAGAUAUUCGUGCGGCGCCCAUCAAUGAUCGUGCGCGAUGA
This is a messenger RNA of Aureobasidium vineae, 954 nucleotides long. The record is from the annotation of a GenBank genome assembly. NCBI's taxonomy places the organism in Eukaryota, Fungi, Ascomycota, Dothideomycetes, Dothideales, Saccotheciaceae.